UUGGGUCAGCAUUGCGAGAUACUUCUCUUUCGAACGCCAGUUCAGGUGACUUGGACUGUGAGCCAUCCUGGAGUACUGCAAACUGUUCACCCAUUUGGUUCUUCAAUCACAGAAAAGGAUGAGAAUCACUUUGCCAUAUGGUUGGAAGGAGGUGCAGCGGGCUCAGCUACUGUAAAGGUCCGCGUGGAGCCAUCUGCAAGUGCUAAACAGCACUUUAUUGGCAAGAAGCAGGCGUUUGAAGAUACGGUAGAAAUACGUGUAGAAGAACCUCUAUCAAUGCGGCGGCCAGAAAUGCCUAUACCUGUCAUUAGAUUAGCUCAAAAUAGCGAAAUUCAGCUUGAGACAGCUUGGCCACAAUCUGCCGUAGCGUACUCUGUGCCUUCUGAGUAUGCCAAUCGUCUUUCUGUCACGAAAAAUGGCAUUGCCCGCGCAAAAUCGUCUGUAGGACCCGCAGCUGUAUAUAUUCGCAGAACGGAUCAACCUGACAAUGAAACCGCUAUAAUACCCAUAACGAUCGCUGCCGUUAAUUCUUUGGACGUCAAGUUGCUCACGAAAUUAGAGCCAGUCACUUCCACACCUCUUAUGAACCUACCAGUUGGAGCCAAGAUUGCGCUUAGAGUGUUAUUCCGUGAUUCGAGAGGAAGAGAGCUCAGUUCUUCGUCGAAAUUGAGCUAUAGACCGCAUAGGUUUGACCUCACCGACAUAGUCCCAUCUGACGCGAAUCGUACGCUUACGGUAUCCUUGAAGUCUGUGGGCGAAACCGUUCUGAAGGUAUCUCUUACAAAACUUUUUGAUUUCCAAUGCAAUUAA
This is a messenger RNA of Cylicostephanus goldi, 810 nucleotides long. NCBI's taxonomy places the organism in Eukaryota, Metazoa, Nematoda, Chromadorea, Rhabditida, Strongylidae. The record is from the annotation of a GenBank genome assembly.